CUGGGGCCCGGAGCCCAUCUCCUCUGCCCACUGCAAACCUGUCUGCCUCCUUCUCCUGCCAGGUUUCUUGGGAACACUGGCCCUGCUACCAGAGCCCCAGGAGCCCCCAUGAGUGCCGGUGAAGGGAAUCUUGGGUAGCGAGGCCCUGGCUGAUCCAGGGGUGGGCACUCCACCAUGCCACCCAUCCUCCAGCGCCUACAGCAGGCCACCAAGAUGAUGAGCCGCAGGAAAAUCCUGCUGCUGGUGCUAGGGUGCAGCACCGUAAGCCUCCUCAUCCACCAGGGGGCACAGCUGAGCUGGUACCCCAAGCUGUUCCCCCUGAGCUGCCCACCAAUUCGGGAUUCACCACCGCGCCCCAAGCACAUGACUGUGGCCUUCCUGAAGACACACAAGACGGCGGGUACAACGGUACAGAAUAUCCUGUUCCGCUUUGCAGAGCGCCACAACCUGACCGUGGCCCUGCCACACCCGAGCUGUGAGCAUCAAUUCUGUUACCCGCGCAACUUCUCGGCGCACUUCGUGCACCCGGCCACGCGACCGCCACAAAUGCUGGCGAGCCACCUGCGCUUCGACCGAGCAGAGCUCGAGCGCCUCAUGCCGCCUGGCACUGUCUACGUCACCAUCCUGCGCGAGCCGGCCGCAAUGUUUGAGUCACUCUUCAGCUACUACAACCAGUACUGCCCGGCCUUUCGGCGCGUGCCCAACGCGUCGCUCGAGGCCUUCCUGCGCGCCCCCGAGUCCUACUAUCGCGCCGGCGAGCACUUCGCCAUGUUCGCGCACAACACGCUGGCCUACGACCUAGGCGGCGACAACGAGCGCAGCCCGCGUGACGACGCCGCUUACCUGGCGGGCCUCAUCCGCCAAGUGGAGGAGGUCUUCUCGCUGGUCAUGAUCGCCGAGUACUUCGACGAGUCGCUCGUGCUGCUGCGGCGCCUGCUGGCCUGGGACCUGGACGAUGUUCUCUACGCCAAGCUCAACGCGCGCGCCGCCAGCUCGCGCCUGGCUGCCAUCCCCGCGGCACUGGCGCGGGCCGCGCGCACUUGGAACGCGCUGGACGCCGGCCUCUACGACCACUUCAAUGCCACCUUCUGGCGCCGCGUGGCACGCGCUGGCCGCGCGUGCGUGGAACGCGAGGCACGCGAGCUGCGCGAAGCUCGCCAGCGCCUAUUGCGGCGCUGCUUCGGCGAAGAGCCAAUGCUGAGGCCAGCAGCGCAGAUCCGCACCAAGCAACUGCAGCCCUGGCAGCCCAGCCGCAAGGUGGACAUCAUGGGCUAUGACCUGCCCAGCGGUGGCGCGGGCCCAGCCACUGAAGCCUGCCUCAAGCUGGCCAUGCCGGAGGUGCAGUACUCGAACUACCUGCUGCGCAAGCAAAAACGCCGGGGUGGCGUGCGGGCCAGGCCUGAGCCUGUCCUGGACAAUCCCCCGCCUCGGCCCAUCCGAGUUCUGCCCCGUGGCCCUCAGGGCCCCUGAACUCCGCUCUGACUCCCAGAGUCUGGAUUCUGUCCUGCCUUCCCAGGAAUCCACCCUGGGGUUGCUCCCAGAUCCCGCUCCAUUGGGCCUUUUUCGCUGAGGGGCUUGAGCCCGAAGCCCAACUUGAGGGGAACUUGGGAGUGUAUCUUAUUAUCUGAGCCUGCAUCCCAAGCUAGGGCUGAACCUCGCCUUUGGAUAUGGCGCUAGAAGGCCCAGUCCAGCCUCGGGCUACUCAACCCUACUUCCCACCUGGUCGAUGACUUUGACACAAGGUCCGAGGGCUGUCCAGAACUGCCCACCCUGCCUUUUCUGGGGGCUGAGCCUCCCACCUGUCCUUUCCAAGUAGAUGACCCCUGGGGAAAGGCUGCUCUUCUUGUCAACCUCACUGAGCUCUUGCUCUUCCUCCCAGGGCUUCAGAGGCCCAGUACUGUUGUCUUCCAGGUCCUACCCACCCACAGACCUAAGCUGCUCCCCGACUCC
Messenger RNA from Tupaia belangeri chinensis (Chinese tree shrew), 1950 nucleotides. RefSeq names its product galactose-3-O-sulfotransferase 3 (gene GAL3ST3). Gene Ontology annotation, molecular function: galactosylceramide sulfotransferase activity. Gene Ontology annotation, cellular component: membrane. Gene Ontology annotation, biological process: glycolipid biosynthetic process. Bases 175 to 1470 code for a protein of 431 amino acids. NCBI's taxonomy places the organism in Eukaryota, Metazoa, Chordata, Mammalia, Scandentia, Tupaiidae. The transcript is spliced from 2 exons. The record is from RefSeq and is a predicted model, not a curated record.